CUUCAACCGUCUUUGAUGUCCACGUCCCCGCGGUGUCCGAGUCCAACCGGCUGCGAUGUGUUGCGCGCCCCUGGUGUAGAAAAAAAAAAAACAGAGAAGGAAAACUUCAUAGAAAUGGCGGAGAGUGCUACGACGCUCAAAGGCUUGAGAGCCCAGAUGGCUGCGGCUGCACAGGCACAAGCCGAGGAGCGGCGUAGCUUAGCAGGGAACAGUCCAGGACCUUCAGCCGUCUCCCCGUCCAAACCUCAGGGCUGUAAGCCAGUUAUUGACGGCGCCGCACUUAGAGUAGACGACCGGCUGCGAGUGGCGAAAGAGAGGCGAGAGGAGGCAGAGAAACAACAGGCUUUACGGGAGUCCCAGAUCAUGGAGCGGGAGCGCAAAGCUAAGCUGCAAGUGGAACGCCAGCUGGAGGAACGUCAGAAAAAGCUCGAGGAACAGCGGAAGAAGGAGGAACAGAAACGAUUGGCUGUGGAGGAGAAGAGGAAGCAGAAGCAGGAAGAGGAAAAGGAGCACUACGAGGCAGUCAUGAGGCGAACACUAGAACGCAGUCAGCGAGUCGAGCAGAGACAGAAGAGGUGGUCUUGGGGAGGAUUGUCCGGAGACCAAGAUGGACGAGCAGGAGAUUCUGACGCCAGCAUCUCUUCUCCAGUAGCUAUAGUUGUCUCCUCUCCCUCGCCAGAAAAGCCACCAAGGAGUGGACAAGCUGACAAGCGCUCCACAUCCACAACUAACCUGAAACAGCCGCCCGAGGCUGGCAUCAGCAAACGUUUAUCCUCCUCCUCUGCCACCCUCGGUAAAUCACCUGACAAAAGUGUUAGGCCGAGGAGUUCGUCUUGUAACCGGUUGCCAAGCAAUGGCACGGCUGCUCAGGCCUGUAAGGGAGAUGGCAAACAGCUUCAGGUGGAACAGACAGGACGCUCUGUGAAGAAGAGAAGUUCCUCCCUCACACGAGUAAGUGUGAGCAGAGCACAGACCCCUGCCAAGACCGAAAAGGGGACAACGGACGAUCAAGCCCGCAAGCCACCGGCCAGUACAGUGGAUGAAGGGGUCCUUAGUCGCCUGCUCACUCCCACCCAGGCCUCACUAGCUAGGAGCAAGAGCGCCGCCGUCCUGUCCGCUGAAGGAUCAGAUGCUACAGAGUGUCACCUGUGUCCUCGUUCAGCCUCCCCCAGCCCCAUGAACCCGGCGCGCGGCCCCUUGCGCAGCCGCAGCAUCGACCGACAGAAGAGCGGCAUGACUACGUCAAAAUCAGCCAGCGAAGCCCUCGACACAUCCGUGAAAGACAAACAAUUAGCAUCACCCAGGGGUCAACGUCCCGCCUCACCGUCCACCUCCAUGGGACGCCAUCGCUCACCAUCUCCAGCACCUAGUCCAACUCCAAAGAGAACCCCGUCCCCGUCGGCGUCCAAGCAAAGUCCCAAGACGCGCCCUCCGUCACCGUCUGCGAUGAAGCAGCGACCCCCGUCUCCUCAGCCAGCAUCAGCCAAACCCCCACCCAUCCAGAAACCGUCUCUCACUCCAACUGGACCGCCAACGCUGCGGAAGAGGGACUCCAAGUCCAAGGACCUGGGUCCUGUUCAGCCUGUGGCUCCCCAGGCCGCUGAGGCCAGCAAGACCAAAGACAAAGACGACUCGAAGCCAAGCGGCACAAACUCUGCUGCCGAGGCGGCGAAGAUCCUGGCGGAAAACCGAAGGCUGAUGAGGGAGCAGAAGGAGCGAGAGGAGCAGCUGAGGAUACAGAAGGAGGAAGAGGAGAGGCAGAGAAAAGAGGAAGAGGAGCGUUUAGCCGAAGAGGCUCGACUGAAACGCCUGGAGGAGGAGAAGCGGUUGGCCGAAGAGAGGAAAGUAAAAGAAGAAGAAGAAGCCCGUCUAGCAGAGGAAGAAAGAAAAAGACUGGAAGAAGAAGAAGCGGUGAGGCAGGCGAAGCUCCAGAAGGAACGAGAGGAGGCCGAGGCCAAAGCCCUGGAGGAGGCCGAGCGAGUCCGGCAGGAGCGAGACCGCAUCAUGCAGCAGAACCAGCAGGAGCGAAUGGAGAGGAAGAAGAGAAUUGAUGAAAUAAUGAGGAGAACUAGAAAAGGGGACCAAACCGACUUAAAGAGAGACGACGAUAAAUAUUCACAGGAGAAUGGAGACGAAGGCCUGGAUGAGAUGAAAGGCGAAACCAAAGACGACAUUUCUGUGGACGACGACCAGGACAUUCUGUCCGCUGGCGAUGGAGGGGUUAAACAAGAUGGCGGCUUGAACGGAAAUCCAGAGACUGAAGACAAGGAGAACAGCAACGGCCCGACCGCUGACGACACGCAGGCAGGAAGUCCGGUUCCUCCGAGCCGCCUCGUCGAGGGCUCAGAGUUCCUGAACGAGGAGGACUCCACCAAAGACGGCUUGGUGUCCAGCCUCAACGGGAAGUCCAACCAGUGGAGCUUCGAGGAGCUCAUCGACACCAACGUCCACUCCAAGGCCCGGCCUCUCAUCGAGUCCGAGGACCGCAACCAGGUUUUGAUCCACUGCGACGGGGGCUCCGAUGGGACCAGGGUGGCCUUUGAGGAGAAGGGAACCCCCAUCAGCACCCUGCACUCCUCCAGUCAGCCCAUAGAAGCCAUGUCAGAAAUGUGAUGCUGAGGUCGUCGCGGAGAAACCUCUUCGUGUUGCACUCCAGACUUCCCUGAAAGAAUCUUCCAGCCGUUCCAAACAGUUCCCACCUCUUCCUGCGGGAGGCGCACAAGACGAGACGGAAAGACCAGCCCAAGUGCUGCAGUUGCACCCCACGCUGCAACGAGGAAACGGAUUGAAUUAAAAUAUUACAAAACGCCA
Molecule: messenger RNA, 2811 nt
Organism: Poecilia reticulata (guppy)
Lineage: Eukaryota; Metazoa; Chordata; Actinopteri; Cyprinodontiformes; Poeciliidae
Gene: map7d3
Product: MAP7 domain containing 3
Biological process (GO): microtubule cytoskeleton organization
Cellular component (GO): microtubule cytoskeleton
Source: RefSeq, a predicted model, not a curated record